Molecule: messenger RNA, 775 nt
Organism: Saccostrea cuccullata (small rock oyster)
Lineage: Eukaryota; Metazoa; Mollusca; Bivalvia; Ostreida; Ostreidae
Exons: 4
Coding region: 207-653 (148 amino acids)
Source: RefSeq, a predicted model, not a curated record
UGAUGUGAUUAUCCUUCAGGCAAUCAUCUGCUAGUUUUCUAUUCUCUUAAUGAAACACUUGAUGCUCAUCUCCGAAGCCAGAUAGCGGAGUAAUUACUUAAAUUUAAUAAAUAUCGAUUGACCUAUCACGCAGUUUUUACAAUAUAAAUCGAAAUCGAGACCGCUCAGAUUUAUUUCACGCGGUUUUUGGUUGUGAUAACUAAAACAUGGACAUGUUUGAGAGAGUUUUGUUUGGAGGACUUUUCUUGGUUUUUAUCACCACUGUUCAAGGAACAUGCUCAUUUUCACGAAACUUAGAAGGUGAGUGGACGAUUGAAAAAGAUGGACAACUGUUGGGACGAAUGACAGUAGGCUACACAAGAAUGGACGUAACAUAUAUGGGUCAGGUCUACAAUUAUACGUGUGCUCAGUUUGACUAUCAGCAGGAAAAAUACCUUCUGAGAAGUGUCACUGAUGCUAAAGGAAAGGCCUGUCUGAUGUUUACUCCUUUUGGUUCUGCAGACACACUGAUGAUGAUCAGACUUCACAUGACCCACAUUUACGAUGACCGUGCAUUCUUUACACCCCAGUACUUGGUAGGUGCCGGGACAAUGAAUUCCGUCUGUAACAACUAUGACGAUGGACAGAUCCUCUUUAUUAAUUAUGUUCAGUGAGUGGGGGAACAAAAUUUUCAGUGCGUUCAAAUUCAGGGUAUUAACUGAUCCCAUCCUAUGAAAAGCCCCCCGUAUUUAUAUAUAUGAACAAGAGUAUAUAAUAAAAAUUGUAAAACUAAAAA